GAGUUAAAGGAUGGAAGCACAGAACAUGUGAAGCCAUUCAAUGCAUUCUAUAAAUUUGGAGGAAGGUACUUGGCAAUGGGGAAGUGGAGAAGAAGAUGGAGCUUGUUGAGCUUGAAGAGCUACUCAAUGAAGUCAGACAAACCUUCAAGAGUGGCAAAACAAGGAGCUUUUCAUGGAGGAAACGCCAAUUGGAAGGGAUAUUGGAAUUCCUCCAUGAUAAGGAGCAGGACAUCUUCAGUGCACUCAAACAGGACCUUGGCAAGCAUAAAGUUGAGGCCUUUAGGGAUGAGGUUGGUGUUUUGAUUAAAUCUGUGAACUAUGCUCUGAGUAAUCUGAAGAAAUGGAUGGCAUCCCAAAAAGUUCGUAUGCCAUGGGCUUUUUUCCCUUCAAGUGCAGAGGUGUUGCCUGAACCUCUUGGUGUUGUUCUGAUCUUCUCCUCUUGGAAUUUUCCCAUAGGACUGGCCUUGGAACCAUUAAUUGGAGCAAUUUCAGCUGGAAAUGUUAUGGUAUUGAAAACUGCAGAACUAGCUCCUGCAUCAUCAGAUUUAAUUGCAAAUGUUCUUCCAUUGUAUUUGGACAACAAAGCUAUUAAGAUCAUUCAAGGUGGACAAUUUGUUGGGGAGCAACUCUUGGAUUGCAAAUGGGACAAGAUUUUUUUUACUGGAAGUGAACGUGUCGGACGCAUUGUCAUGACAAAAGCCGCAAAGCAUUUGACACCGGUAGUUCUUGAAUUAGGUGGGAAGUGCCCGACAAUAGUCGAUACUCUUUCAAAUUUAAGAGAUCUAAAGGUGGCUGUUCGGAGAAUAGUUGGCGGAAAAUGGGGGCCUUGUUGUGGCCAAGCAUGCAUAGGAGUUGAUUAUCUACUAGUGGAGGAUAAAUUCGCACCGAUUCUUAUUGAUUUGCUGAAGACUACAAUCAAGAGAUUUUAUAUAGAGUCUGAUAACAUUUCGAGGAUUGUCAACAAACAACAUUUCCAGAGACUUUGUGAUCUCCUGAAUGAAUCAUCCGUUAGAGAUUCCAUUGCAUUUGGUGGUUCCUCUGAUUAUGAAACCUUAAAAGUCGAACCAACCAUUUUGGUCAAUCCUCCACUUGAAUCUCUUCUAAUGACCAAAGAAAUCUUCGGUCCAUUACUACCCAUCAUCACUGUGAAGAAGAUCGAAGACAGCAUAGAAUUUAUAAGCGAAAGGCCGAAACCGCUUGCCAUUUAUGCAUUCACAAAGAAUGAACACUUGAAACAACGAAUCAUCGCGGAGACUUCUUCCGGGAGUAUCACUUUCAAUGACACAAUGGUUCAAUAUGCUUGUGAUGCAUUGCCAUUUGGAGGAGUUGGAUUGAGUGGGUUUGGGAAGUAUCAUGGGAAAUUCUCAUUUGAUGCAUUCAGCCAUGGAAAAGCAGUACUGAGAAGAAGCUUUUUGAUUGAAUUUGUUUGCAGGUAUCCACCAUGGAAUGACAUGAAACUUCACUUCAUGAGAUGUUUAUACCGGUUUGAUUAUAUUGGUCUUCUUCUCAUGUGUUUGGGAUUGAAGAAGGAAUAGAUACAAUUAACCUGAGUGCCUUGUUUCUUUUCUUUGUUUUUUUGGACUUUUUUUAGUUCAAUAAAUCUCUGUUUUGAACUUCAGUAUAUUAUUAUAAAAUGCGCAAAUAUUACUUUUGGAUUCGGUAAA
Dioscorea cayenensis subsp. rotundata (Guinea yam) is the source of this 1664-nucleotide messenger RNA. RefSeq names its product aldehyde dehydrogenase family 3 member F1-like. Gene Ontology annotation, cellular component: cytoplasm. The record is from RefSeq and is a predicted model, not a curated record. NCBI's taxonomy places the organism in Eukaryota, Viridiplantae, Streptophyta, Magnoliopsida, Dioscoreales, Dioscoreaceae. Gene Ontology annotation, molecular function: aldehyde dehydrogenase (NAD+) activity. Gene Ontology annotation, biological process: aldehyde metabolic process.